Messenger RNA from Cylas formicarius (sweet potato weevil), 1961 nucleotides. It is a transcript of the gene Myd88, whose product is annotated as myeloid differentiation primary response protein MyD88. Gene Ontology annotation, molecular function: Toll-like receptor binding; TIR domain binding. Bases 160 to 1527 code for a protein of 455 amino acids. NCBI's taxonomy places the organism in Eukaryota, Metazoa, Arthropoda, Insecta, Coleoptera, Brentidae. The transcript has 7 exons. Gene Ontology annotation, cellular component: plasma membrane. Gene Ontology annotation, biological process: Toll signaling pathway; positive regulation of canonical NF-kappaB signal transduction; defense response to Gram-positive bacterium. The record is from RefSeq and is a predicted model, not a curated record.
GGUUAAUAUGUCAUUAAAUAUUCCAAUUAACAUUUUUAUGUUUGUUGGGAAGUAUUGAGAAUGAUUUAAUUAAUAACAACUGGAUAAAUCUUAUACAUUGGAUAUCCCUGGUAAAGCACCCAAGUUUCACAUUUAAUUAAGCGUUUGGGAUCAAAGAAAAUGAAUUCUGUUGAAGAUUUGAAUUGUAACAUUGUUGUAUUGAGAAGUAAAGCAAGGAACUUAAUUUCAUCUUUGUUAAAUCCCGUAAAGCUAAUACGCACAGAAAAAGGAUUACCAAGGGAUUGGGAAGGUUUGGCUCAAUUAUGUGGAAUACCUGGGGAGCUGAUGCCUAGUUUGCAAAAUGAUAUGGAUCCAGCGGGAAAAGUAUUACGAUUGUGGAGCGAGAAUUCCAAAGAUGCAGCAACUAUUGCAAAGUUGUUUGAAUUUCUAGAAGAGCUUGGUCGGUAUGAUGUUUUGGAUGAUGUAACUCCUUUUGUUGGAGAGGACCUUAAAUACCACCAAGAACACCCUCCAAAUGGACUAGGAAUCCAAUCAUUUGAUUUAGAAGCUGACAAGUGCAUUUUAACUCGGGACGAUGUGAUUCGUCUCAAUCAAGGUUUAGAACCUCAAACAUAUGAUGCGUUUGUGUUAUUUGAUGAUGAUGAUAUUGAUUUUGCCACUGAGCUUAUUGACACGAUGGAAAAACAAUAUAAUAUGAAAUUUUGCGUCAAGGAGCGGGACUUGGUUGUAGGCAAAUGCGAACAUGACGCUGUAAUCAAAUUAAUUUCAGAAAGGUGUGGCAGGCUAAUUGUCAUUGUUUCUGCAGCCUUUUUCAACAGUAAUGCAAACACUUUCUUCUACAGUGUGGCACAGUCAAUUGGUAUAGAGCAAGGAUUGCGAAAAAUUAUUCCAUGCAUAUACAAAGACUGCGGACCUCUACCAGCAAGAAUCAGUCAUUAUUCUAAGUUGGAUUUUAGACGAAGAGAACCCUUUUUUAAUUCCUGGGAGAAACUGCAUGACUCUUUAAUGAUACCACAGAGCUGUCACAAACUGGCAGUUAAUACAAGGUGUCAGGCGAGAACCCUUACAACCAAAGCUUCCCUCACUGAUUUAAAAGCAAGUAUCCCCAUAGUUAGGUCUGUGUCAAAUCCAAGUCGUUCCCCUGAUAGCAAAAAUUCACUUAAGCCUGCUCUUCAUAAGAGCGGCAAUACCAAUGAAAAUCAUGCGAAAACAACGCAUGUAAAAUUUAGCAGCAGCAUGAGCAAUUUACCGCAAACCCAAGUGCCUGAAGAUAAACUAAUACCUUCAACGAGUUCCAACAAUUUGGGCAAUACUGCAGAGAAACAAGUGAAGAAAAGCACAUCUUUUUAUAAGAAAAUUAUAAACUUCGGUUCAAAGUUGCCAAAGCCGAAGGUUAAAUGCGAGGAGGCCUCACCAAAGACCGUAGAAGAAAAUACGCCAGAGAAGAAGCAGAAAAAAGAAAAAGAAAAGAAAUGGUUCACUCUGAAAAAUCACAAGAGGAAAGUGGCACUAAUGGUGGAGACUUGACGAACAGAAAUAUUGGUUACCUAGUUAUUAAAAUUUAUUGAAAUGAUUCUAGGGAUUCCUUCUAGUAACAUAUGUGAUUUGGCCGUUAUCGAAAUACCACUUUUAGCGACGCAAUUCUAGAGUCAUCCGUAUCAGUGCCAACUUAUAAAAAAAGAUUUUCCACAUAUCUUGUUUAAUGAGUGCCACCGCGUCAUGUCACGCAUAGAAUGCGAUACAUAUUUUUAUAAAUAUUUAUUUUUAAAGUAAACGAAACGCAAUUCCAAGGUCUACCUCCAUUUUUUCUUGUUAAUAUCAAUUAGUUAAUUCAUUUAGUUGUGCAAUUAUUUUUUUUUGCAAAGUAUAACUUUUAUUAUAUAAAGGUUAACAAUGAAUGUGUUUGGUUGUUAAUACAACUGUAUUGUUAUUUUGUAUAUAAAUAAAAAAACCAUUAUUUA